CGGCCAUUUCGAUCGGCGAGUAAUGAAGGCUUGUUUUCGAAGGGGGCGGUAGGGAAUACCGAAUAUGGCGAGGAGGAGGAGGAGGCAAACGCUCGUUCUGUUCUUUCUCUGCAUAACUGUUGUCGCGCCGCUGGCUGUCUACACUGAUCGGCUCGCCACCACGCCUACUUUUGUCGCAAUUGAUCAUCUCGAUGAUGAGAUCCCUUUCCAGGAGUCUCUUGGUGCUGUCAAAGAACCAGCUUGGCCAAUUUUCCCUAAAAAAUUGAGUGAUUCAAAUCAGAUCCAUGCUCACUCUGGCAAUGAUGCCCCAGUAUCUGGGGCAAGAGAAAUAUAUUUGAGCAAUGCUGGUGACCGUCCAAAUAGAGUCUUAUCCGAAGAUAUCAAGGGAACUAGAUUAGAAGCAGAAAGUCGAAUUAAGCAAGUGACUAAUGAAGAGGGAAAGCAUGCCGGCUUGCAGGAAGGUGAAACCAAAGGAGAGGAAAUGCCGACAAGAUUCCAUAAAACUAUAUCUAAGACACUGUCUGUCAAUCAGGAUCUUCAUAAUCCAGAAAUGAGUUCUAAAGUUGAUUCAAGUGGUUUAUCUCUUGCAAAAGUUCAGCAAUUCAAGGACCAGCUAAUAAGAGCAAAGGUCUAUCUUAGCCUUUCGCCUUCCAGAACUUAUCCUGAAUUCAUCAGGGAGCUUCGAGCACGGGUGAGGGAAGUUGAACACACACUUGGAGAUGCAACUAAUGACACUGAACUGCCAAAAGGUGCCCAUGAGAAACUGAAGAUGAUGGAACAAACUUUGGCAAAAGGCAGGCAAAUUCAUAAUGACUGCUCUUCUGUGAUAAAAAAGCUUCGAGCUUUUUAUCAAUCUGCAGAGGACCAAUUGAGAGCUCAGAAAAAACAGGAAUUGUUCCUGACACAAGUUGCUGCAAAAACCCUUCCUAGAGGUCUCCACUGUCUUCCUUUGCAUCUCACCACAGCAUAUCAUUCACUUGACUCAAACAAACAGCAGUUCCCUCACCAAGAAAAGCUUGAAGAUCCCAAACUCUUUCAUUAUGCACUUUUUUCUGACAAUGUACUAGCGACUGCAGCAGUUGUUAACUCUACAAUAUUAAAUGCUAAGUACCCUGAAAACCAUGUAUUCCAUAUUGUUACUGAUAGGCUCAACUAUGCAGCAAUGAAGAUGUGGUUUUUAGCAAAUCCACCAGGGAAAGCGGCAAUUCAGGUUCAGAAUGUUGAUGAAUUUACAUGGCUGAACUCAAGCUAUAGUCCGGUUCUAAAGCAGCUUGGAUCUCAGUCUAUGAUAGAUUACUACUUCAAGUCCCACCUUGCUAAGUCUGAUGGGAACUUGAAGUUUAGAAAUCCAAAGUAUCUAUCUAUCCUAAACCAUCUGCGAUUUUAUCUACCAGAGAUCUUCCCCAAGCUCAGCAAAGUUGUCUUCCUGGAUGAUGAUGUCAUUGUGCAGAAAGACCUUUCCUCUCUGUGGGCUAUUGAUCUCAAGGAAAAAGUUAAUGGUGCAGCUGAGACCUGUGGUGAAAAUUUCCAUCGGUUUGAUAGGUAUCUCAACUUUUCUAAUCCUCUCAUUGCCAAAAAUUUUGACCCACGUGCUUGUGGCUGGGCAUAUGGAAUGAAUGUGUUUGAUUUGAUUGAAUGGAGGAAGCAAAACAUCACGGAGAUCUAUCAUCAUUGGCAAAAAUUGAAUGAAGACAGACUAUUGUGGAAGUUGGGUACUCUUCCACCAGGCUUAAUAACAUUUUGGAAGCGCACGUACCCUCUUGAUCGUUCAUGGCAUGUUCUAGGGCUUGGGUAUAGUCUAAAUGUGAGCCAGAAAGAUAUUGCAGGUGCAGCUGUGAUACACUACAAUGGAAACAUGAAGCCUUGGCUUGAAAUAGGCAUCGGGAAGUACCGUAAUUACUGGUCUAAAUAUGUGAACUACGACCAAGUUUAUUUGAGAGACUGCAACAUUAAUCCUUAGGAGCCAUCUGGCACUGCUCCAGCUGAUUCAUUUUUUGAGUUACGGUUCUUUUGGGCCAUGCAUAUUCUCUUAUUUUCUUUCUUUGUUUUCAGUUUAAGUAAAAACAUUAUGCUUAGAUACGUUCUUUGUGCUCUGGUUUCACAAAAGCAACUUGGGCCUUUGUCUUAGGGUUUUCUUGAUACAGGCAGCAUAUAUAGAUAAUUGGGCAUUCCCCUUCAAUAGGUUUUGAAGUAUGUAUGUUGCAUUCGCAAUUUUAACUUUAAAAGGACCUUGAGUAAAUAUAUUUUCUUAGAUAGUGAAGGUAAUAA
Messenger RNA from Zingiber officinale, 2268 nucleotides. RefSeq names its product probable galacturonosyltransferase 4. The record is from RefSeq and is a predicted model, not a curated record. The transcript has 8 exons. NCBI's taxonomy places the organism in Eukaryota, Viridiplantae, Streptophyta, Magnoliopsida, Zingiberales, Zingiberaceae. Gene Ontology annotation, molecular function: polygalacturonate 4-alpha-galacturonosyltransferase activity. Bases 65 to 1960 code for a protein of 631 amino acids.